Messenger RNA from Pistacia vera, 1436 nucleotides. Its product is annotated as isopentenyl phosphate kinase-like. NCBI's taxonomy places the organism in Eukaryota, Viridiplantae, Streptophyta, Magnoliopsida, Sapindales, Anacardiaceae. Gene Ontology annotation, molecular function: kinase activity. The transcript is spliced from 12 exons. Bases 174 to 1172 code for a protein of 332 amino acids. The record is from RefSeq and is a predicted model, not a curated record. Gene Ontology annotation, cellular component: cytosol.
GAUAAUUUGCACGUUUAAUUCCAGCCGGGUUGACUCAGAGAUUCGAGUUAUUGUCACUCAUACUCGCACAGUUGAGUAAUUUUGCUAUGCAUCCGCUCACUCCAAGCAAAAUCUCAAAAUUUGGACAAACAGAGAGAAGAGAUUAAUCAACGUAUCCAGAAGCUAGAAGCUGAAUGGAAGCAAGCAACCAAACGAAGCACCAACACAAUCCAACCAAACCAAUACGUUGCAUCGUCAAACUCGGAGGAGCAGCAAUCACUUGCAAAAAUGAAUUAGAGCAAAUUAAUGGACAGAAUCUUGAGGUAGUUUGUUCACAGUUGAGGCAAUCUAUGAUCCCUUCUGGAAAGGUUGUUGGAAUGGAUUGGAGCAAGAGGCCUGGAAUUUCAGAUGUUUCUUGCAAUGUACAUGAGUUUGAAGAUCAGCUUAGUGUGGAUUCUCACAAGUUUGUUGUUGUUCAUGGAGCAGGUUCUUUUGGGCACUUUCAGGCUAGCAAGUCUGGGGUUCACAAAGGAGGAUUGGACCAACCCCUUGUGAAGGCUGGUUUUGUUGCCACUCGCAUUUCCGUUACAACUCUGAAUCUUGAGAUUGUUAGAGCACUAGCCAGAGCAGAGGGUAUUCCGUCUGUUGGGAUGUCUCCAUUUUCAUGUGGAUGGUCAACCUCUGGGAGAAAUAUAGCCUCAACUGAUUUGUCAGUGGUGGACAAUGCAAUUAAAUCUGGAUUUGUACCUGUUCUACAUGGGGAUGCAGUACAUGACAACUUACAGGGAUGCACCAUAUUGAGUGGAGAUGUUAUUAUACGACAACUUGCAGCAGAUUUGAAGCCUGAAUAUGUUGUUUUUCUUACAGAUGUUUCGGGCGUAUAUGACCGCCCACCGACAGAACUUAAUGCAGUCCUUUUGAGAGAAAUUGCUGUGGCUGAAGAUGGAAGCUGGUCUGUCAUGAAACCAGUGCUUCAAGACAUUAAUAAGCAAGUCGAUUUUACGGUGGCAGCCCAUGAUACAACUGGGGGGAUGGAGGCCAAGAUAUCUGAAGCUGCAAUGAUCGCAAAACUUGGAAUCGAUGUCUACAUUGUACAGGCAGCUACAAGCCACUCUUUGAGGGCUCUUAGAGGAGAAUUAAGGGGCAAUAUACCCGAUGACUGGCUUGGGACAGUUAUCCGUUUUUUGAAAUAGAAGGGGCAAUAGACGAAUGGUUGGGAUUUUAUUUCUGAACAUUGGAAGUAAUUGAGUUUUAUCCCAAGAUAAAUAACAUAAUGGACAUUAUGUCUUACUGGAUGUCAAGAUUUAAUUACCAAAAACACAAAAUUGACUCUUUCAUACAUAGGUUUGGAACACAAAGCGGCUGACCAUUGAUGCGACAACGGAUGAGUAUUUUUGGGAAACUUGUUAUGGUUGUAAGUUAUCACUUUUCCUAAUGCAAUGAUUUUUAAUGUCUCA